AUGGCAGAGAAGAGGAGCCCCCUGCACCUGCCUCACCACAAGGAGGAGGACAAGGAGGGGGAGGAGAAGCAGCACGGCCAUGACCAUGGUCACGGUCACGGUCACGACCACAACCAUGGCCACGGCCACGACCACAACCACAACCACAGGGAGCACGCCGGCGGGAGGGGGCUGGACAUCGACAUGGACCUACCGGCGUACGUCAACAUGGGCUCCAUCACCACCGCGGGCGUUCUCGACUGGAGGUACCAGAAGGCGACAGGGGAGAAGAGGCCGGACAAGGUGAUCGGAUUGAUCAGCGCCGAGCAGGCCAAGGAGGCCGAGCGCAGGGAGGCCGAGGAGCGCAAGGCGGAGGAGGAGGAGGGCGGGGCCGCCUGGGCCAAGAACAAGAACGUCUACCAGUUCUGA
Triticum turgidum subsp. durum (durum wheat) is the source of this 408-nucleotide messenger RNA. The record is from the annotation of a GenBank genome assembly. Lineage: Eukaryota; Viridiplantae; Streptophyta; Magnoliopsida; Poales; Poaceae.